AUGCUGGUUCUCUGUAGUCUGCACGGCAGAUCCUUGGCUUUUGCAGCAUCGCUGUGUUAUCUCCGCCACCCCACCCCGAGGAUGGGGCGAAGGUGGCUUCAGCUUGUCUUGAUAGAGCCUUUCCUGGAAUCCCUCAGGGGCCUCACCCCCAGCCCACCCAGUCUCCUGCAGCUGGACACGGAGCUCCUAAACAAAAUGACUCAAGAUGUGCACCAGUUAGGUCUUGAAGUGCCAUCAGCUGUAGCAGAAAUUCCAGAUCCCAAGACCAUAGCCAGGCAUCCCCGCUCCCAGGAACUGAAGGCCAUGGAGCUCUCUGACAGUGACCGCCCCGUCAGCUUCGGCUCCACGUCGUCCUCCGCCUCUUCCAGGGACAGCCAUGGCUCCUUCGGCAGCAGAAUGACCUUAGUUUCGAACAGCCACUUGGGCUUGUUUCACCAAGAUAAGGAAGCCGGGGCCAUAAAACUGGAGCUGAUUCCGGCCAGGCCAUUUUCCAGCGGCGAGUUGCAGAGGGACAGCGCCGCCGGGCAACAGAACGCCGACGAGGGCGACGAAGGGCAGCCCCGGGCCCAGCGCAGAAUGGAGGCCAACGGGGCGACCCAGCCGGGUGCGGAGUCGGCCACCAGCCCCAAGCUCCUCUAUGUGGAUAGGGUUGUCCAGGAAAUUCUGGAGACCGAAAGGACUUACGUGCAAGACUUGAAAAGCAUCGUGGAGGAUUACCUUGACUGCAUCAGGGACCAAACAAAACUUCCGCUGGGGACAGAAGAAAGAUCAGCCCUCUUUGGAAACAUACAGGAUAUCUACCACUUCAAUAGUGAACUUCUACAAGAUUUGGAAAACUGUGAAAACGAUCCUGUGGCCAUAGCAGAAUGUUUUGUGUCCAAGAGUGAAGAGUUCCACAUUUACACGCAGUACUGCACUAACUAUCCAAGAUCAGUGGCUGUGCUAACAGAGUGCAUGCGGAACAAGAUGCUGGCCAAAUUCUUCAGGGAACGUCAGGAAACUUUGAAACACUCACUGCCUCUGGGCUCCUAUCUCUUGAAACCAGUUCAGCGGAUUCUCAAGUAUCAUCUCCUUUUGCAUGAAAUAGAAAAUCACCUUGACAAGGACACAGAAGGCUAUGAUGUGGUGCUUGAUGCUAUUGACACGAUGCAGCGAGUGGCCUGGCACAUCAAUGACAUGAAGAGGAAACACGAACACGCGGUCCGGCUACAGGAGAUACAGAGUCUGCUCACUAACUGGAAGGGGCCAGACCUGACCAGCUAUGGGGAACUGGUGCUCGAAGGGACCUUUCGCAUCCAGCGGGCCAAGAAUGAGCGGACGCUCUUCCUCUUUGACAAGCUGCUUCUGAUCACAAAGAAGAGAGACGACACGUUUACGUACAAAGCGCAUAUCCUGUGUGGCAACCUCAUGCUCGUGGAAGUGAUACCAAAGGAGCCUCUCAGCUUCAGCGUCUUCCACUAUAAGAACCCCAAGCUGCAGCACACGGUUCAGGCCAAAUCCCAGCAAGACAAGCGCCUGUGGGUUCUGCACCUGAAGAGACUGAUCCUGGAGAACCAUGCGGCAAAAAUCCCAGCUAAGGCCAAGCAAGCAAUACUUGAAAUGGAUGCCAUUCACUAUCCCGGUUUCUGUUACAGUCCCGAGGGAGAGACUAAAGCAUUUUGUGGUUCUAGAGACGGUUCUGCUCCAUAUCGGCCGAGAAGAAAAUCUGAACCUUCCUCAAGAUCACAUAAAGUCUUGAAGACCAGUGAAACAGCACAAGACAUCCAAAAGGUCUCCAGAGAGGAAGGGUCUCCCCCGCGGACCUCAACGGGACCAUCUCCCGCACAGAGGAACAGUCAGCCGAGCACUUCUGCCAUUAUCAGCGUGCUUCGUGGGGGAGGAGCCAUCAGAAACAUCUGGACGGACCACCAGAUCAGACAAGCCUUGUUUCCUAGCCGUCGGUCCCCUCAGGAGAAUGAGGACGGUGAAGAUGACUAUCAGAUGUUUGUGCCCUCUUUCUCCUCCUCGGAUCUGAACUCUGACAGACUGUGUGAAGACGGCACUUCCAGUCGCCCGUGCAGUUGGCACAUGGGACAGAUUGAAUCCACAGAAGCCACCGGCUCUGGCCACCGGGUCGUCAGGCGGGCCAGUAGCGCUGGCGAGAGCAACACGUGUCCCCCCGAAAUAAGAAUUCGGGAUGGUGGUGGCUCUCAGUAUAGCCCCCGAAGGGAACUGCAGAGUGGCCCUAAAACAGAAGGGCAGGAAGGAAUGACUCCCUUUGGGUCAUCCGUAGAGUUGACUAUCGAUGACGUAGACCAUGUCUAUGACAACAUAAGUUACGAGGACUUGAAACUGAUGGUUGCCAAACGGGAAGAAGCCGAACCCACGCCCCCCAAAACAGCCAGGGACUCUGUCCGCCCCAAGAGCACCCCGGAGCUGGCCUUCUCAAAGAGGCAGGCUGACCACGAGAAGACCUCUCUGCACACGAUGAGGGACGGAGCGCCAACUAGUCGCCAGGCGUCGAACCAAAGCACACAUGAACUCCAGAUGGUUGAGGAAAACAUCUAUGACACCAUAGGGCUCCCAGAUCCACCCUCACUGGACUUCAAAUGCAGCAGCCUGAAGCGUCCCAAGAGGAGCACCUUCUUGGGUCUGGACGCCGACUUUGCAUGCUGCGACAGUCUGAGGCCCUUCGUUUCCCAGGACAGCCUCCAGUUCAGUGAGGACGAAGCCCCUUACCACCAGGGCCCCUCUGAUAAUGAUUAUUUGAGUUUGCUCUAUAACUCUUUCAGCUGUAACCUGUCCCUAGCCGAUAAAUCGAUAUCUGAUAAACUGUCUGAAGAAGUGGACGAAAUCUGGAAUGACCUGGAAAAUUACAUCAAGAAAAAUGAAGUCAAAGCUAGAGACCGGCUCCUGGCAGCAUUUCCCGUCAGCACAGAGGACAUGCCGGGCAGGCUGUACUCCGAGAGCACCCCCGAGCUGGGCAGAGAGGCGGCACGUUCCGUGUCCACGCUGUCACUCCCGGAGGGCCACGCUUUCCUCACGCCGCUGAAAGACAGCGGCAGACCCAGCCGGGCCAACUGCCCAUUUGAGGAAGACCUGAUUUCUAAAGAAGACUCCUUUAUGAGUCUCAACCAGCUGUCUCUGGCCAGUGAAACGCCUCCCAUGGAAAAUCCCUACGACUUGGCCAACAGCGGUCUGUCCCAAACAGACUUGGAAACCCCUGACCCUGGGAUGGAUGCCACAGAUAAGACAAGAAGCAGGGUUUUUAUGAUGGCCAGGCAGUACAGUCAGAAGAUCAAGAAGGCAAAUCAACUCUUAAAAGUGAGAAGCCCAGAGCUGGAGCAGCCACUGGCCGGCCAGCAACAGAAGUCCACGCACAAAGACCUGGCGGCCAUCUUAGAAGAGAAGAAGCAAGGGGGCCCUGCCAUCGGAUCUUUUCUCAGCUUUGCAUCUGGGUCCUUUCUUGACAUGGUGGGCUACUACCGACGUUCUCCCCAACCAAGAGGAGGAGAUCGCUCCAAAGUCAUCUUCUGA
Puma concolor (puma) is the source of this 3516-nucleotide messenger RNA. NCBI's taxonomy places the organism in Eukaryota, Metazoa, Chordata, Mammalia, Carnivora, Felidae. The record is from RefSeq and is a predicted model, not a curated record.